AUGGCAAGUCGUGCCGUUGGCCCGCCUCCGGGCUUCGAUGAUCUGGGCUCGACCGAGCCACCUGUGGCGAUGCCGCCAACACCCACUUCCGGGGGAAGCGAGAGAUCGGAGUCUGACAGAGACUCCAAGUCCGGUGAGGGAGAUGGAGAUCCUGGCCGUGUGUCUUUUGACAAGGAUGCGAAGGGCGCCGACGAUGGGCGCUCAGAGAGAGACGCCACUCAACGAGAGUGGACAAGCGGGAAAAGCACUACCCCGCCGGAGAAUGGCGGGACAGUGCCUCAAGGAGACCACAGUGCUUCGGCUCAGAGAGCGGAUGGUAGCGACCCUUCGCAAGGCGGAGGAGAUCCGUGGCACAAGGGAGAUCCCAGCGAAGUGGCCGCGAUUGGGGCAACGACGGUGGUGACUGGAGUGGCGGCUACCGCGAUGGAGGUCGAGGAUACGAUCCGGGAGUAUACCACGACGAUCCCUGGGCAGAUGGUCGAGACCGCUGGCAACGAGGACCCGAUACCGGAGGUCACUGCCAAGGAACUCCCUGGGCAGAUGGUCGAGACCAUAACCAUCGCGGAUACGAUCCUGGAGUUUAUCAACCUGCCCCAUGGACGGAUGGACGGGGCCCGAACUUUCGAUUACGUGAUCAUGAAGACCUCACUCGCUGGAACGAAAGCGGGACCCUUCGCCGGCGGAAUGAUGGCAACCCGCCGGGAUCCGACCCAGGCUGGUCGGACAGCCGACCCUACGAUGAUGGGUCGCAGGCCGGAUGGAAUGGGUGGCAAAGCUUCGGAGAUCAAGCAGCUGCACCCGCUGGACCCAGACCGCAAGGCUUGGAUCGCUGCCGAGGAGCUAUCUGUGGCUAGGCUCAGUUCGGGAGAAGGACUUCAGUACUUCACUGGCCAGACCAUCCGGGAGUAUAACACCGAGUACGACCGUCUUUACGGAUGGCUCAGGGAAGUUGGCUGUUCUCUUCCAGAAGAAUACGUGGCAUGGUUAUAUCUGGACAGGCCGCGGCGGACGAGCUUCGCCCACAUGACGGACUGCGACUACAACACCGAAGGCGAGGACCCCUUUGAAGGCGAAGAGCGCAUACCAAAGGACGUGACCGAGGCGUUCAUGACCUACCAGUUGGCCAAGGAGCGCUACAGAGCUGUUGUGAAGGAUGCAGACGCAAAGGACACUGGCACAAAGACGCUCCUCGGGGUGGCGGACACGGCGUGUGCCCGGACGGUGCCUGGGACUCAGUGGCUACAGUCCUACGCGAACCUUUUGGCCGAGAUCGGUCAGAAGCCCGCCUUGAUGAAGGAGUGCGAGGCUUACAGGUUCGGCACGGGCAAGGUCCACUACUCCUCGUUUUACGUGAUCGUUGCUUUCAAGCUCGGCGGCUACAACAUCCAGGUACGGACCUCAAUCAUUACCGGGGACAUCCCGCUCCUCCUGAGCACGACCGUGCUCGGGAAGCUGGGCAUGAUCUACGAUAUUAAGAAUGGGAAGGCCGAUUUUAGGGCGAUCAAACUUUACGACUACAUGCUGACGACUACCUCAUCUGGACACCCGGCGAUCCUAAUCGUUCCUGUCAACUUGAUGCCCGGCGAAACGCCGGACCUACAGAUCGAUGACCCACGACUCCAGCAAGCCGAGCAAUACAUGUCCGUCUUUGCUGUAGCCCUGGUCGUCUUCAACGUGAUAUUUUUGUCGUGUGGUGGGAGAAAUGCAAUCUUGAUCGGGGAUAUGCUCGUCUCUACCAUCGGCACAGUUCGCAUGACAGAGUGCGUGUGUUGCAAGACCGGAGCAUGGAUAGAGUCCACGGUAGAUCAGUGGGAGCAUGGCCAGGUUGAUCAAACCACUUUCCCGAAGCUCAACGAGUCGUGGUCCGUGGUAGAGCUGAAGGCGACAAUCCGAGACCCCAUCUCGACCUAUGGGGAGAAGACGGCCGCGGACCAGAUGAAGGGCCUAAGCUCACUAUAUUUGGCGGAUCUCAGGAAGAAGGCGACCGAAAUGGGAGUGAUGGUGCCAGACAAAGUGACGAAAGGGAGCGGAAACCGCUCGCUCGGAGAGAACUCCUCGCCGGAGCUCGUGAUGUAUGCCCGAUGGUGGCAGGAACAACAGCGUGCCAAGUCGAACAAGACGGAGAUCCACGACGAGGACAGCGAGGACGAGGUGAAUCUCACCCCGACCAAGCGGUACAACGGGAAGGGGAACACGAAGGCAACGCCCAAGCGCCCCAGCAAGGACCUGAUCGACAAGGACGAGAAGAUCAUGGACUCCCAGCCGGACCAGACCGUACUCGACGAGAUCAAGGCCCUCGAGACGAAUUUGGCGGUGCUGAAGGACAAAGACAGAAGGGACCGGGAAGUCUGGUGUUGUGGAGCCGUGCGUGAACAAGACUGCAUUGCAGAGGGCGACUGUAUUCGGGGAUACCUCAACAAAGCCCUGAACUACAACACCAAUGCUGGCCCGGGCAGUGAAGGGUGUGGUCUUCCGACUGUGGAGACCUACGACAACAAGCACAACGAUCACGGCGCCUUCCAUGAUGGAGUUCGCGAUUCACGACACUUGCGUUAUGGGGACGCGUCCUUCGACUGGGCCGAUACCUCCUACGAGAACUGUCAACCAAUAUAUUUGUUGAAGGCCUUCUCAACAGAGGGCCCGUCCUCGCUGUCCAGUCUGAUGACAACCUGA
Symbiodinium sp. CCMP2592 is the source of this 2673-nucleotide messenger RNA. Lineage: Eukaryota; Dinophyceae; Suessiales; Symbiodiniaceae. The record is from the annotation of a GenBank genome assembly.